Colletotrichum truncatum is the source of this 762-nucleotide messenger RNA. RefSeq lists its product as uncharacterized. Gene Ontology annotation, biological process: regulation of transcription by RNA polymerase II. NCBI's taxonomy places the organism in Eukaryota, Fungi, Ascomycota, Sordariomycetes, Glomerellales, Glomerellaceae. Gene Ontology annotation, cellular component: core mediator complex; mediator complex. The record is from RefSeq and is a predicted model, not a curated record. Gene Ontology annotation, molecular function: transcription coregulator activity.
AUGGCCGAUAAUUCAGAGGAGCCAUCGCAGAAUGCGCUGGCCUCGACAUUCCCGAAUCCUCCACCAUUCUGGCGCCAAUUCACGACCAAUAAUAUAGCCCGUAUUGAAGAGCUGCGAAAGGCUCAGGCUGAGAAGGAUGGCGUCAAUGUCAAAGACUUGCCGGCUCGCCUACCGAAUAUUCCUCAGGAGCUCAUGAACCUCCAGCCUCCAGCCGAGCCAGCUGCAGGAACUUGGAAGGUUCUGGGAGGCAAUUAUACCCUUGAUGACAAACUUCCGUCACUGGAAGAAGGCGAAAUCAAGCGCCUCGUGCCGGAGCAUUCUGACGAGAAGGAUGGCAAACAUCUCGACCGUGCAUUCGAGCUUAAAAAGAUGGCCAAGUCUUUGCUACUAAACUUCCUGGAACUUGUCAGUGUCAUGGCCGUGGUGCCAGACGAUGCCGCUGCCAAAAUCGAGGACCUUCGUACGCUCUUUAUCAACUUCCAUCAUGUCUUGAAUGAAUACAGACCCCACCAGGCCCGAGAAUCGGCCAUUGCGCUCAUGCAAUCCAACCUCGACCGCACGAGAGCGGAGACAGCCGCCAUUAGAGCCCAGGUGGACAAGGCGAAGCGAGUGCUUGAGGGCCUGGGAAGCCUUGAUACUCCCAAAAUUCCCGAAGCAACCAGCUCUACCACCGACGGCGAGCUAACCCAGAAGGAAGUCAAGACGUUUGGGACGGCACGGGAACAAGAGGUCUGGAGUGACGCAGAUGCGUUAUUUCUCUAG